GUACAGUUCGCAGCAUAUUCCAAGGCUCCUGCAGGGAAUAGAGUCAAACAGAUAGUGGAAUCGUAGCCAUGCUGCGAUAAUAAAAGAAACUGCCAUCCAAUCCGACGAUCUGAUUCAAUCAACAUGAGCCAAUGUGAUUGAUUUUGGCGUGGUAAAUGAUUGCAAGAAAUGACGGUGUCUUUGUAGGCUUACCAUCUGGUUGUGCGACCUCAGUAACGCAAAACAACUUGAUUUCCGAACUAUAAAAGCGAUAAGUAAUUAGGUUGAGUAUCAGUACACAAUAUAUUCUGAAGUUUGAGGACUUCGUUAUCACUUCCAAGGAGAAGGCCAAGAACGAGCUUCGCUUCUUUAACCAACUUCGCUGGACAGGCUUGCAGCAUAGCUCUGUACAAACUACUACAAUGGAAAACUCAACUUUUGGUAGCAUACUGGAAAAUAAUACAGCCCUGUGCUCGCCAUACACUGAUCCAAACUGGUCGCGAGCUCUUAAGGGAGGAACAUAUGUUUUGAUAAUGUUGGUAUCAGUGAUAGGGAACUCUUUAGUGAUCUACAUAAUAUCAAGUGCACCAUCAAUGCGUACAACCACCAACUAUCUGAUAGCUAACUUGGCAGUUGCCGACCUGUUUAUUACAUGCGUCAGUAUGCCUGUCGUCGCUAUGGUCAACAUUACUGGCUUCAAUAACUUUCGCUCUGUCGUUACAGCAGUCAUAGUGUGUAAGAUCAACCCUCUGGUGCAUGGAUCGUCUAUGGAAAGCGCAAUCUUCAGCUUGGUUGCCAUUUCCUUUGAUCGCCUUUUCGCCAUUGCCACACCUUUCAAAAAAGUCAUCACCUUCUACCGUCUUAAGGUCAUUCUUUUUUGCAUCUGGUUUUUUUCAUUGCUGACGCUCUCCCCUCUUCUUUACGUUAUCAAAUUUGUGCAGAGAAAUAACUUCUACUAUUGCUACGAACGCUGGCCGGAAUCAUUCGAUCAAGAACAAGCAGCAAGAGCCUACACCGUUAUCCUUUUUCUCUUGUUCUAUGCUAUUCCACUGUUAAUAAUGGCUGUUGUGUAUCCUAUUAUCAUCCACAAGCUCUGGGGCCGAGGCAAGGGAAUCACGGAGCUUCUUCCAACUUACAUGCAACGAAAGCGCAGGACAAAUAGGAAAGUACUCAAGAUGUUGAUGACGGUUGUCAUUACCUUUGCACUCUGCUGGCUGACAUUCCACGUUCGAAUGUUUUUGGGUUUCUUUGGGUCUACCAAUAAUAUACCAUGCGCACUACAGCCGCAUCUUUAUUUCUUGGCCUUUUCAAUCGCGCACUCUAAUUCUGCCAUCACGCCUUUAAUUUAUUAUUUCUUCAAUGCUACGUUUAGAAACCAGUUCCAGAAAGUAUUUUACAAGUUAUUUCCAAGGUUGUCGCAGUUGUGUGGGUUGAAAGGAGCUGCUGAUGAUGAAUCAAACGCAACUCAAAAUAUCUCACUCGUUCGAUUUCGAUCAGACGCCAUAGCAAGCCGGCAGGAUGCUCUUGUAGGCAACGAUUUGAGGACUAAACUCGGAUCCCAUAGGCCGAGAAAAGUGAGGUAUUCUUCGCCUUCACAAUCAUCGCUGCAGGGAAAUCAACAUUCAUUGUAAUUGGUUUUUACACCUGUCUUCAUAUACUAUAACAUAUGAAAAUAUCACCUUGUUGAGAUGCUUAUGUUUACUAAUAUACGUCCAUGGGACGCAAUCAUGAAAAAGCRGCAGUAAAAACCUUUCGUGGUCUUGAGACAAGCCUUGGGCUGACACACGUAAUUAUAACGUCUUUCUUGCCAAUGAUUAAACGAUCUGACUUAAGCCGAACUGAACAAGAUAAAAUCAAAGAUAUUAAGGAAUCGUAUUGAAGGAAAUUGGAAAUAUUAGAAACGGAUUAAGUCAAUGAAAAGACCAUAGUAGGAUAAGAUUCCAUUUCUCUAUUUAAGCGAAAAUCAAAAAAACACAGAAUUCAAAUCAUACCACGUGUAGGAAAAUCCCUCUACAUACGACUCUGCAUAUUUCUCUAUAGCUUACCGACUGAAUUAAUCGAUAGAAGGAUUAAAAAAAUAUAAGAAUGGAAAAAAAUGUUAAACGAAUAUGAAAUAUUCAAACGGGAAAUUCGGCGGAAAAUGAAAGUGAGCGUCCUACGCCUGUAUUUAGUAGGAAGAUUUCAAGGCCCGUAAAGAUUGUAAGCGAUUUUUUUAUCUACCGAAGUUGCUCUGAAGAUCGGAGUAAAUCUUUAAAGUCAAACUCAUUAUCGGCCGGUCCUAAACGACUCACUAACUGAUUGUCAACGAUACGAUGUGUCGCCGACGGAUUAUCGACUGACAAUGUAGGAGUCUAUAGAAACAAAUUAUCGAUAUGCUGUUGAGUGUAUAAAAAAAAUUUAAACAUGCGAAAAAAUCUUCAAAGCUCCACAAAAGAAAAGAAGAAAUUACUUGACGCAACAAAAAAAAAAAAAAAAAAGGUUAAAAAAAAUUAGUUAAUCAAGACGCAAUACUUGACUCAAUGACCGCAAACAAACGAUUCUCGAUAUUUCGUGAGUCGUCUUGUGACAUAUGUUUGAUAUGAAUACAAACACAGCUUUCUAAAUAGUGUUCCAAGGGUUUGGAAUCCAAGUAUUACCGGAUAUUUUGAAAACAAAGUUAAGUUUUUGAUAUAUAUUGGAAUUGGAAGGGAGGUGCUAACGGCGGGAGAUCUCAAAAAAAAAAAGAGCUUUGCAAAUCAUGUUUGAAAAACAUGAUUUAAUUGAAAUCUUAUAAAAAUCGAUUUAAGGAUUAGUGUCCCAUGUUAAUUAUUGAGGUUAGUUUAUGUAGAAUCAUAUCAAUAUUGAAGGUUCUGGGUUAGACAUGAUUUUAUGAUCGGAAAUAUCAAAAAAUAUUUUAGAAAACAUAACUUAAUAAGCGGUACAAACGAUCUAAAAGCGUUUUAAAAAUAUGUAUAUAUGCAUCUGAUUUCGCGAGAGGUUCUUUUUGUUAAUUUGCGGGCAAAAUACGAAAGAUUGGAUUAAGAUUCUUUUUUUUAGAUUUAUUAAAUUUUCUCCGUUAUAAAAAAAUUUCGUCGUUUGAGCUUGGUUGAGAAGUAUAUUAGUUGUUAUAUAUGGUGUAGAUAGCUAAAUAUGUGGUGGUUUUAAAUUCGAUUCAUUUUGAAAAGGUCCGCUAGACCAAAAGAAAGAGACCCGURUUAUUGCGUGGUUAGAGUACUAGGCUUUUUCGAUACAUCGUACAUAUUGUACUUAUCGUUAGAAUCGCGGCUUGUCUGAGAGACACAACAUCAGUCCCUAAAACCGGGACAAUAAACCGAUUGAAAAGAUAAAAAGCGAAACACUCGCUGAUUUAUAAUUCAGUUAAUAUCUUUUCGAUAAUGUUUUGACGAUGUAUUAUUGUACUUUUUGCAUCAGUAGUYUCUUACAAAGCGAGUAUAAAUAAAGUCGCUCCCAGAUCUACYUCGCGCAGUAUGAACCUCGUCGUAUGAACCUCGUCAUGACAAUUAAAUCAUAUUCUUAUAUCAGCUGAAUAUAUUCAGGCCAUAUCCAUUUUAUUCAAAAUUCAAUCUGUGAAUUGGCCGUGUUUCUGAACUUUGAUCAGCCCAGAAGUUGUUUUAUGGUUCAAUCUGUGAGUUAGACGGGC
Molecule: messenger RNA, 3619 nt
Organism: Actinia tenebrosa (Australian red waratah sea anemone)
Lineage: Eukaryota; Metazoa; Cnidaria; Anthozoa; Actiniaria; Actiniidae
Product: tachykinin-like peptides receptor 86C
Biological process (GO): G protein-coupled receptor signaling pathway
Cellular component (GO): plasma membrane
Molecular function (GO): G protein-coupled receptor activity
Source: RefSeq, a predicted model, not a curated record